AUGCGGCCGAAUGGCGUGGCACCCUCGCGCACCUUCACCCUCUUCCAGCAACUGCCCUGCGAGCUACGCCUGCAGAUCUGGCAGGACGCGCUCCCCGACGCCGAAGGCAGCGCCGUCUACUUUUUCCGCGACUGGAAGUGGAAUCCCGCAGAAGCCCCGGACAACGACGACCACCACCACCACCAGCCCCGGCCCGUCCUCGAGACCGACACGGAGCUCGGCGAGGACAUUGUCAACCCGCACGUCCCCGUGGACGGCCUCGCGCACGUGUGCGUCAACCACGAAGCGCGCUCGGUGGCGCUGAAAUGGGCGGCCCGGCACGGCCUGGCCGCGCUGCAGCUGCACGAGCGCGCCUGGGACGAGCCGCACGACGCGGGCGGGCGCGUCGUCGUGCGCCCGUGGCAGCCGCGCCGCCGCGGCGACGCCGUGUACGUCGGGAUGGACCGCUGGGACGACUUUUGCCGGCGCCCGUGCACCUUUCCGUUUGACGGGCAGGCGGCCGUGUACUACGGCACCGUGGACUGCGGCUACUACGCCUGGUCCUCCGCCACGUCGGGACUCUUUGCCCGGCCCGCGCCGCACAGCGUCGCCAUCCGCACCCUCGCCCUGCCCGCGGCGGCGGCCGGGGUCGCCGCGCGCGCGCUCGCGGGCCUGCUGCACUGCCUGCCGAACCUGCGCCGCCUGCAGCUCGUGUACGGGCCGCUGCCGCAGCCGCACGAGCGCGAGGACGAGCCGCUCGUGCCCCGCCGGUGGACGCUGGCCGACGCGCACGCGAUGACGGACGGCGUGAGGCCGUUUUACUACUACGCGGAUGAUGCGCCGAUGGGCGGCGGCGGCGGCGGCGGCGGCGGCAGGUAUGCCCCGCGCGAGGGGGAGGCGCCGCUACGGGGGCGGGCGCUGUUGGAGCACGUGCAGCAGGUGGAAAGGAUCUUGCUGAGCGAGGUGAAGCGGUGCGAGGUGGAGAGCGAGGCCCGCGAUGCUGUUGAGGGCGAGGACCGCUUACCGUUUACGCUGGAAGCGGUGGUGUUUGUGCGGGGGCACUGA
This is a messenger RNA of Cordyceps militaris CM01, 1044 nucleotides long. RefSeq lists its product as uncharacterized. The record is from RefSeq and is a predicted model, not a curated record. The transcript has a single exon. NCBI's taxonomy places the organism in Eukaryota, Fungi, Ascomycota, Sordariomycetes, Hypocreales, Cordycipitaceae. The coding region runs from base 1 to 1044 and encodes 347 amino acids.